AUGAUAUCGGUACUGUUGUUGCUCUUCAACGUCAACUAUGGGGACAGUUUCAACGACUACCCAUCUACGGUCACGGCGAACACAACCAUGGCAGUGGUCAUCGAUAAGAGCUUCUUCGGUAACAAAGAGGAGCAUAAGAACGCGAUGGGAGCGGUGCAAGAUUUCAUUGUAAACACCGUGAAAAAGGAGAUGCACGUAGGAGGAAUCGUCGUGCGUGUUUUCCGCGACGUGAACAUUAAUCUGCGACAAGAUCCAGACUGUCCUCGAUUUCCCGAUAGCGAUGGAAUAAGCGUGCCACUCAUUGUCCCAGGAGAAGAGCUGUCCCAGAUCUUCCUCGACCUGAGGAUGACGAAUGUUCUCUCAUGGAACGUGAUUAACAUCCUUCACGAUGAUACAUUCGACAGAGACACAAUUAGUCGUGUGAUAAAGGCAAUCUCGGACAACCUACCUAACAGGAAAUUGAACCUAGUUUCGAGAUCUAUAUUCACGUUGAAACACGACGACACGGAAAGAAGUAGGAAGAACUCCGUGAGGAAGAUUUUACACGAUUUUCACGUGGAUCAACUCGGUCAUUGCUUCCUGGUGAUCGCCACUGCGGACAUGGUCGCGGAUGUGAUGGACGUUAUGGUACAUCCAAGUAGCCAGUGGUUGUACGUGAUCACCGAUAGCGCGAUGCAGAACGUGACAAAUAUGACGACGUUUGUGGAUCUGCUGGGUGAAGGUGGAAACGUCGCCUUCAUGUACAACGCGACCGAUUUUGAGAACUUCUGCGAAACGAAAUUGAUAUGUUACAUCAAGGAAUUCAUUCAAGCCUUGCUGAAAGCUCUACAAUACUCCAUGAUCAACGAGAUAGAUCUCCUGAGGAAGGUGGGAUACGAGGAUUUCGACCUGAUCAAACUGACGAAACGUGAGAGGCGAAGGGAGAUCCUGAAUAACAUCACAAUACACCUAUCCCAAAACACGUUUGCUUCAGAAGUUGUCUGCGGACGAUGCCUGUUAUGGAGAUUCUCUUCGUCUAUAACCUGGGGAAAUUUCUUUUCCCAUGGGAAAAACGAGGCUCACCUGUUGGAUAUAGGCGUAUGGACGCCUAAUUUGGGAGUUAAUCUUACGGACGUGAUUUUUCCACACAUUGCCCAUGGAUUUAGGGGCAUUAAUUUACCGAUCGCGACCUAUCACAAUCCACCGUGGCAGAUAAGCACCGUAAGCGAGAUAGGGGAAAAAUCGUACGAAGGAUUGGUGUUCGAUGUGGUUAGAUAUCUAAGUAAGAAGUUGAACUUCACUUACACGGUAAUUGCACCGGAAGUGAGCCGAACUGCGAGAUCUUGGAAUACUUCUCGGUUCGCCAAGCUUGGCGAGACCUACAGCUUUCUGACUUCGAGGCCGAGGCAAUUGUCCAGAGCCCUUUUGUUCGCUUCACCAUUCACCAAAGAGACCUGGGCCUGUCUCGCUGUGGCCAUUAUCAUAAUGGGUCCGAUCUUGUACCUGGUUCACAAGUACAGCCCUUACAGCACCAAGACCUCAGGCCUGAACUCGUCGUGGCAGUGUGUGUGGUACGUGUACGGUGCACUUCUUCAACAAGGAGGGAUGUAUCUGCCGCAUUCAGACAGCGCUCGCAUACUGAUCGGUGUCUGGUGGCUGGUCGUGAUGGUUCUCGUCGCUACGUAUUCCGGAAGUCUGGUCGCAUUUCUCACUUUUCCACGAAUGGACGCGUCUAUUCUAACGGUGGAGGAUCUGAUCGCUAGGAAGGAUAAGAUCACGUGGGGUUUUCCCAAUGGUAGCUUCCUCGAGGUGUACCUUCGUAACGCCGACGAGCCUAAGUACCACCUUUUGCUCUCUCACGCGGAGAGACAUAACGACACGGAGGCAGAGCAGCUGAUGGAACGAAUUAAAGAAGGGAAACACGCUCUGAUCGAUUGGAGAAGCACACUCAGGUUCUUGAUGAGGAAGGACUUGCUGUUGACCGGGGGAUGCCAUUUUUCUUUGAGCAGCGACGAGUUUUUGGACGAGCCUAUCGCUAUGAUUAUGUCGCAGGAGAGUCCUUAUUCGCCUGUCAUCAAUGCAGAAUUGCAUCGAAUGCACGAGUCAGGACUGAUGAACAAGUGGAUCUCCGGGAGGAUGCCAAUGAAAGAUAAAUGCUGGGAGAUACCGGGUAACACUCAAGCGGUGAACAAGAGGAAAGUGAACGUGGCCGAUAUGCAAGGAAUAUUCUUCGUCCUCUUCAUGGGCAUUACACUCGCUUGCUUCUUCCUGUUCUGCGAAUUCUACUGGCACAGGCGCAAGGUAUCCAAGGAACGCAAAUUAAUUCGUCCCUUCGUCUCGUAA
Habropoda laboriosa is the source of this 2322-nucleotide messenger RNA. It is a transcript of the gene Ir93a, whose product is annotated as glutamate receptor ionotropic, delta-2. Gene Ontology annotation, molecular function: signaling receptor activity; ligand-gated monoatomic ion channel activity. The transcript is spliced from 14 exons. Gene Ontology annotation, cellular component: membrane. Lineage: Eukaryota; Metazoa; Arthropoda; Insecta; Hymenoptera; Apidae. Gene Ontology annotation, biological process: monoatomic ion transport. The coding region runs from base 1 to 2322 and encodes 773 amino acids. The record is from RefSeq and is a predicted model, not a curated record.